Molecule: messenger RNA, 5699 nt
Organism: Ectocarpus sp. CCAP 1310/34
Lineage: Eukaryota; Phaeophyceae; Ectocarpales; Ectocarpaceae
Source: the annotation of a GenBank genome assembly
AUGACAGGGGCGGCGACAAAAGCCGCCGCCGCGGCGACGGCUGUUCCCAACGCACCGGUAUCGGACCCCGCUGGCGCGGGUGACGUUGCCGCCGUCGAGGAGCAGCAGACGCCGAACGUGUCUGGCGGCCGGGAGCACCGCAGCAGCAGCGGCGACGGCCGUGGUGGUGGUCGCGACCUGACCCCGCCUGCGGCACACCUGCAGAAAGGCAUCGUGGAAGCUCUCGAGGAGAGCCAACAGCCCCUCGAGAGAGGGGCGGCACCAGACACAUCGCCAGCAGCAGCAGCGGUCGGCAUCAAUGGAGACACGGCGUCGGGUGCCUACGACGAUAGCGUCGACAGCAGCGGCGGGGGGGGGGGGGUCGCGAAAGCGGGAGAAGGAGGGACCCCAACAGACCGCGGCGGGCACACCAACGGCGUGAGCAAAAUGACGACGCACCCACCAGCGCGACCACCCCCCGUACCGGCCUCCGCCACCGCUACGAAACCCCGCCUCGCCGAGUGGGUCAAGGCGGAGGGGGAAGACGACGACAGCGAUGUCGACACCGCUAACAGCCUGCGCGGCGGCAGCGGCGGCAGCGCGCCUAGCAGCGCAGGCUCCGAGUUGUCUUGCGCCACUACCCCGGCGGCGGCGGCCGCGGCGGCGGCGGGUGUAUUUCCAGCGGGGGCCGGGGCAACACCGCCAGAAGCUGAAGGGUCAGAAGACUCGAGGGGCGAAAGAGGGACACCGGCCAAGGGGGAUGGCGAACGGGUUUCCACAGAGGCGGGGGUUGGCGGCGGUCCAGGAGGGGGCAUGGGCGAGGCGGAAGCGAGCGGGGGGGGCGGGACGGCAACGGCGGCCGCCGCGGCGCCGGCGCCGGUGGCGGCGCGGAAGCUGGCCGACUGGAUCAAGGACGGCGGCGCGGAUGACAGCGAGGCCGAGACGAGCACCAGCGGGAUGUCGCCCACGUCUUCGAGAUCUCCAGUAACCUCCGCCGACGGGCGCAAGGCCUCCGACCGCUUCCUGGUGUCGGCGGGCAGGAGGCUGAUGACGGCGGGGGCGGGGGCCGCCGGAGCAGCGGUGACGGCCGCGGCGGCCGCAAGACGGCGGCAAAGCCCGCUCUCGGUGGGGGGGGCUGGGGGGGGAACCGACGGGAACAUGGCCCCUCUGCUUGAGUCAGACCACCGAGAAGGGAAGGCUGAGCGCGGGGCCGCCGCUGCUGCCGGUGCUGCUGUUGCUGCUGCUGCUGCUGCUGCUGCUGCUGCUGCUGCUGCUGCUGUGUUUAACGGGGACGGGGUGUCUUCGGGGGAGGUGGCGGGGAGCGCAGAGGGAGGUGUGAAAGGCGCGGCCACCGUCGCGGCUGUCCGAGAUAAGGAAAGGUUGGAGAAGCUGCAGUCUUUGUUAGACGACGGGGAGGGAGGGGAUGGCGACUGCGGCGGCGGUGGUGAAGCCAGCGGGGGAGCUAGGGCGGCGGCGGCGGUUGCUGCUGCUCGCGCCGCGUCGAGGGGGCCGGGGCCAGGGAGCGGGGGGUGGGCGGACACGGCGGCGGAGUUGGACGAGGGACCAGGCGUAGGACACGGCGGUGGGUGGUGUCGAGCUUGGACUUCAAUGUUGGUGUUGAGGUGCAUGAAGGAGGAGGGUGUGGUGUUGCAGCUCAUGCUCGGGGCCGGUGCCGGCGGCGCUGGCGGUGGGGCCGCGGGGUCCGGUAGCUCUGCGGAGAGAAGAAGGUGGAAAGAGGCGGGGUUCCCGGGAAGCAGCUUGAGGAGGAGGCGAUCGGCCAGCGUCGGCGAGCUGAGGUCGAACCGAGGCAGCCGCAAGUUUACAGUCAAGGGGCCAACGAAAGGACAAGGGCAAGGGUGGAUGUCCGACGGCGAGGAGGCGGAAGGGCUCUCCCCGAUAGGGCACGAGAUCGCGUACAUGAAGCAGCGGCGAGGGAGCGCGAACAAAGGCGACAAGCCCACGGGUGGACUGGGCAGCUUGGGGGCGUGGCCAAACAAGUCCAAAAAGGAUGUGGACUCUGCCAAGGUGAUUUACCUCGGGGACAUCGACUUCGACGCUCCCGGCGAAGCCACCGCUACCGACAUCCUUGUCCGACAGCACCGCACAAGGGUCCGGGUAAAGCGGGUGAAGGACAAGGGCACGACCAGAAAAAAACGCAGGACCAAGCCGAAACGCCGAAUUCGAAGUGGGAAACCGCUUCACCCGGAGGAGGACGAGGUGGAGUACAUCUUGACCAUCGGCAUGAUGCUGGGCCUGAGGGUGGCCGUGGGCAGGCAGGCUAACCCGCUCGCGAAGCCGGAGUUGACGGUGGAGGACUUCUAUCAGGCGCGUUGCGUGGACAAGUACACCUUCCCUCCCUCCGGGGCUACGGGCUACCUCGUGACACCCUCCCACAAGCUGGGCCGGACGUUCAAGUUCAAGGACUACGCCCCCAAGGUGUUCAAGAAGAUCAGGGAGCACUUCGGCGUCGACAAGAUGCGGUACAUGCUCUCUGUUGCGGGCAACUACAACUUCCUGGAGUUCAUCUCGAACGCCAAGUCGGGGGAGUUUUUCUUCUUCUCCCACGACGAGCGCUUCAUGAUCAAGACCAUGAAGUCUUCCGAAACGAAGUUUCUCCGGAGAAUCCUUCCCCACUACUACGAGCACGUUAAGGUCCACCCGGAGACGUUUCUUGUUCGGUUCUACGGCAUGUACCGGGUCAAGAUGCAUCACCUCAACAAGAAGGUCCACUUCAUCGUCAUGAAUAGCGUCCUGGACACGUACAAGGAGAUUCACAACACGUACGACCUUAAGGGUUCUUCUCUGGGGAGGGACGCCAAGCCAGGGGAGAAGGUGCUGAAGGACAACGACCUCGCGGAGAGGCAGGGGAAGCUUCACCUCGGCUCCCAGAGGGAGGCGUUUCUCAAGGCAAGAGAAGUGGCUAGGGGCGACGCAGAGUUCCUUGCGAGGAUGAAGAUCAUGGACUACUCCUUGCUCACCGGCAUCCACGACAGGACCGCCAAGCCUCCCGAUGAGGAGGAAAAGCACCAAUCGCCGAGACGCUACUCCAAGUUCUUCAACUUCGCGGACGAGGCGGAUAACAAGGCCACCCCCGGCUUCAAGCCCGCUCCGGUGGCGUUACCGGGAGGACCGGUUCCCGGAACGGGCCCCAACCUACCGCCGCGGGCGGCCGGCGCGCACGGCAGUAGUGACGGCGACGACCGCAGCGCGGCAGGGGACGGCCGGGAGGCACCCCCGAGGGCGAGACGGGGCGGGGAUGAGGGCGGAGCGUCCGCUGGUGCUAGCGCGGCGGCGGAGGGGGGGGGGCAGGGGUUGAGAUUGUCCCCAGGCGUGGGUUUGCCGCGUGUGGAGGGGUCACAGUCGGCCGUGUCAGCCAGGACGUUCGACAGCAACCAGGCGGAGCUGAUGUUCGGCAACACCACCGGAGGGAAAAGUAGCCCGGACACCAAGCGGAAGAUGUCGAUGGUGGCCCUGGAUAGCGUGGCGGGGGCCGCGGCGGCAGGAGAGCUGUACCCGGCUAGCACCGAGGAAGAUCCGAUCGACAUCGACAUCUACAGCGACGAAGAGGCUGCGGGGGGAGGGCUGUGGAGCGCCAUCGGCACGGGGACUGAGGGAGAGGAUGCAACAGAUACGGGGGGGGACUACACAGAGGGGGACGCUGAGUACGAGACCCCCGGAGAGCACGACCUAGAAGACACAGGAGAGCUCAAGAGGUCUCUCUCUCGCUGCAGCACCGCCAAGGGCACCCUCUCCAACCUGCCGGACUCCUUCCUGUUCUCCUUGCAGGAGGCCACCGGCGCCGCCGCCGACGCCGCCGCCGCCGCCGCCGACGCCUCCGGUGCACCAGCCGCCGGCGGCAAGGGCCGACGCGGGAGGAGGGGCGGCGGAGGGGAAUCUGUGUCGACGCGGCGGGUCUGGACGGGCAAGGCGAGAAAACCGGUCUCGAGGUUGCCAUGAGAUACCGCAGCCCUUUCUUUUUGUUGCCAGGCGCGCGCUUCAGCAAGAAACGUGUUUGCUGCUGUUCUUCUUGAUGCUCGUCACGUUUUUCUCUUUUUCCCAUGCCUUUUACCAUGUAAACGUCUGAUACCCCAGAACCAAAAAUAUGGAGUAAUCCUAAACCAACGUUUGAAAACCCCAACAAAACCUUUGCGCUCAUGUAGCGUUGGAUACAACAACACCUCUGAAUUUAUUUGGACACAACCCCUCGCGUUUUGCCAUCUGGCUUAUCAUGCGUCCGCCACACGCGCGUGUUCUUUGUCGUUUUCUAAAAACAAGCAGGAGUAUAACGCGCGGAAGCACGGCGAGACUUUCCUCAAGUCGCUGGCGCACGAUCGAGCAGAAAUUUCCUGCGUCGACCCCGCGACGUACUGUCAGCGAUUCAACGACUUCCUCGAGCGACACACGGAUUAGAUGUUAACCAUAUCUUUUUUUUAAUACAGUAUCACCAUGAAUUAGUUCAAAUUAUUUAGGUUAUUCCUUGUUGUCAGUCUUGUCGUUCCAACGAGGUAGCAGCAAGUAAGCAAGCAAGCACGGUGUGCGCAAUAUCCAGAGGUGAUGAUUUUGGUGUGUGAGUCAGUGUGUCGUUUUUUGUAUGUGUGAUUGUUCGUUCUUUAUAUAAACAUGAUGCAGCUGUACCUUUUUGUGUUAGCUGUGCUUGUUGUUUUGCUUUGUGCUUUAUGUAGAGAGAGAGAGAGAGAGAGAGAGAGAGAGAGAGAGAGAGAGAGAGAGAGGCGGUUUCGGUGCCAUCCUUUUUGUCUUUCACGAGAGGAGAUUGUUGCCCCUCCGCUUUGUACUUGACGGGGCCUCCGCAGAUUGCGCUGUUUGCAAUGCGUCACCACCAACGUUCUUGAUAUGGAGGGGGGGCAUUGAUGUACGUGGAUGAAUAGAAGUGUGUGUUUUUCUUUUAACACGCUCCUGCUUGUUGUGGUGGGCACGUUCUUUGCGACGUGUUCCUCCAGCCCGCUAUGAAAGUUCGCACAACGUGAGAUCAGCCCGACUUUCCCUCAAGAGGCGAAGGUCUAGCACGCAUCCUGAACCUCUGGCAUUGCUUUGAAGGCCGACGGUGAUGUGUGUGCCAGCGGGCGUUGACAUGGCGCCACGUACGUAUGUGCCGGUUAUUCUUUGGAGUUGGUAUUGUAGUAGUAACGUGUGGUGGUGGUUGUGGUUGGUGUUUUCACUGCAAUAGGUCAGCGCGUUUUCAAAUAAUUCCGUCCGAUUUUUUGGACAUUCUGCACGCAGAAGAACGAAAAACCACCAAGCUGAGCUAUUUUGUGGUGUUCCCCCAUGACGAGGCAGUCCUAGGAGGAGGUGUGUGUAGAUAAGGAGCGGCGGUGAAUGUGGACGACGACCGCUACUGUAUACGUCCCAUUCACCCGGUCGGGGUAGCAGUUAGAGGAGGCGUGAUCGAGAGUCCGGGGGCGUUUUAGAACGGGGGGGGGGGGGGGGUCGGGGUUGAGGAUUGAGCGUGUUUAUUUUUGUCCUUGGGUGUGCUUCCCGUGUCUUGUGUCAACUGCAUCUCAGUUGGCUGGCACGGUUGACCAUGCGGCUCAUGGAUGCUGGGUAGAGUAGCUUAUUUUUGUAGGAAGGUGAGUUCGAAGCACUGCUGCUGCGACAGAGUUGGGAUGUGGAGGGAACGGGGUGCGUAGUAUGGGGGCGGCAGGCAAUCAAUGGAUCGCAGUGACCGGUGGUUUCUGUUGUGUCACAAAUUUCCUUUGACUUCC